This is a messenger RNA of Paraglomus occultum, 291 nucleotides long. The record is from the annotation of a GenBank genome assembly. Lineage: Eukaryota; Fungi; Glomeromycota; Glomeromycetes; Paraglomerales; Paraglomeraceae.
GGAGCGGUAGAAAACGCAAAAAUUGGCAUAGAAAUGAAGAGGAUUAAGAUUGGGGGAGGUAAUUAUCGUGUUCCCAAACCAAUCGAGGAAGAGAGAGAUGAAAAAAAGGCUUUAAGUUCAAUAGUAAAAGUCGCAGAUGAGAAAGCAUCUGCUAAAACCAUGCCAGAAAAAUUGGCUGAAAUAAUAAUUGACACUAAUAAUAAAGUUGGUGAAGUUAUUAAAAAGAAAGAAAAUGUGCUUAAAGAAGGAGAGGCUAAUAUGUCUUUUGCUUCUUUCUUAAAUCGUAAAUAA